Dromiciops gliroides (monito del monte) is the source of this 2400-nucleotide messenger RNA. RefSeq names its product osteoglycin (gene OGN). Lineage: Eukaryota; Metazoa; Chordata; Mammalia; Microbiotheria; Microbiotheriidae. The record is from RefSeq and is a predicted model, not a curated record. Gene Ontology annotation, molecular function: protein binding. Bases 425 to 1282 code for a protein of 285 amino acids. The transcript is spliced from 7 exons.
CAUCUUAACGAACUCAUAUCCACUGACACCAACAAUCCAUCGCGCCUACAAAAGUGGAGAAGAAACCCGCUUACUGGGCAGGGGGAGCUCGAGUGACAGGCCCUUGGAGCCAGCCGCCUUCACCUCUUUUUAGGAAUGUUCCGAGCACAGUUCUCGAGCACUCCGUUUCCCCCCACGACAGAAGGAAUGUUGGCAGGCCCAUCUCCCCCACCGAAAGGACUCUGAAAGCUGUCCGCCCCAGACCGGCCGAGAUCCUGAAACAAUCUGCAGCUUGCCCUGCUGCCUGCGCCCUCCCACUGCGGGCUCAGCUUCGCACACCAGCGUCUGCUGCAGAAAACCACAACCGGAACGGCACCACGAGAGGGACCAGGAGCCCACCCUUGUCCUCAGUGCCUCCCACCUGAGCACCUUGGUCUGGACCAUCAUGAAGACCCUGCAGGCCGCCUUGUUCUGGCUUCUCUUGGUGUCCUGGAUCCAGGCGGCCCCACCCACUCCACAGAACCCCAGAGCGGAGACUUUGGAUGAAAUAUGGGAUUCUGAGGAGCCCCGGCAGGCUGGGAAAACCACAAAGAGAAAAGAUAUUGUGACAAUUCUGCAAGACUUACAAAGAGAUGAAAGCACAACAGAACAACCAGCAAAGAAAGAAGGUGGCGAAAUGCCGACCUGCCUCCUGUGCGUCUGCCUCAGUGGCUCCGUGUACUGCGAGGAGACAGACAUCGACGCCGUGCCCCCCUUGCCAAAGGAGACGUCCUACCUCUACGCCCGAUUCAACAAGAUCAAGAAGAUCAUGGCCAAAGACUUUGCAGACAUUCCUAACUUAAGAAGACUCGAUUUCACUGGAAACCUGAUAGAAGACAUAGAGGAUGGGGCCUUCUCCAGGCUCUCGCUACUGGAGGAACUCACGCUGGCAGAGAACCGGUUGCUAAAGCUGCCAGCUCUGCCUGCCAAACUGACCCUGUUUAACGCGAGACACAAUAAGCUCAAAAGCAAAGGCAUCAAAGCAAACACUUUCAAGAAGCUGAAUAAUCUAUCCUUCCUCUAUCUGGACCACAAUGAGCUGGAGUCUGUGCCGCCUCAUUUGCCGGAGAGCCUCAGAAUCCUUCACCUUCAGUUUAACAACAUAGCUGACAUCACGGACGACACAUUCUGCAAAUCCAAUGACACACGCUACAUUCGGAGCCGUGUCGACGAGAUAAGGAUGGAAGGCAAUCCGAUCCUCUUGGGAAAGCAUCCCAACAGCUUUAUCUGCUUAAAGAGAUUACCCACUGGAACAUACUAUUAACCAAAGCUCAUGUAGCUGCACACAUACCCCAAAAGGGGAAGACAGACAUCUGUCCUACCCCUCAUUUAAAGGGUCCUAUAGUCUAGUUUAAUUCUAUUUUUGUAUACCCCUUGGCAGCUUUCAGGCACUUAACCUUUUGUUGUCUUGUUUUAAACUAGAAUAUUUAGAAAACUUUGCAUCUACCUUACAUUUUGAGUUCAAAAUGUAACAUGAUGUGAAUAAUUGAGACUAGUCAAUAUAAAUAUCACCACAUAACCCAUUUGGUUCACGGAAAGGUGUCGGGCACACUGUAACGGUGUCUUUGUAUCCACAUCGAGGCACCUUCUCCUCAUUGCUAUGAAUAUUUGAGUGUGCAUAUACAUGCAGGACCUUCUCUCUGAUGUCCUUCUUUCUUUUUCUUGUGUGAGGCCAUAAUGCAUCUCUGCUGCAGUGAUGCCGCCCGGCCCUUACCCCUGGCUCAAAGUGAAAUACUUUCAGGCACCCACAGUUUCUGCAAGCUGGACUAACAUCAGUGAGGCAGAGUCAUCAUUACUGUUUUAUGCCAUGAAAUAUGGCAGAGUCUGCUGCGAGACACAUGUUCAUCACAAACUUUUCUACUGGAGUAUCCCAUGUCCCAGUAAAAUGUAACAUUCACGGUAAUUGGCUCUAUUUGUGGGGGUGUGGUCGAGAUGAUUUCUUUGGCAGCAUUCCCAGAACACUCCUCCAUUUUCAGGGGGCCUGCUCCCUAUGACUCUGCGGUAAUUAACUUGAAAUUAUCACCACCUUCAUUUUACAGGUGAGGACACCGAGGCUCACCCAAGGCUUAGAUGACUAAGGCAAAGUUAGAUUUGAGAAACAAACUCUGGUCUUUCUGAUCCUGGUCCAGCCCUCUUUCUACAGCCCAGGAGAAUGCUUUCUACUGAGGGGAACAUACAUGUGUGCUAGCUAAGCCUGUGUUCCAUAGGUAGAUCCAAGGAAUAGGUCAGCCCCCACAUGCCAAAUCAUGUAAUACCAUGGCAGCCCCAAGACCUCAAUUCUGUGGGCAUUCCUUGCACAGUUAGAAAUGACAACUCCUACCUUUCCCUCUUGUCAUCUUAACCUGUAAGAUUCUUUUCCACAUCCUUGAAUAAACCCUCCAU